AUGGCUUCUGUUCUCGCUGUUGGAGCCGGCGCUGCCGUUGCAGCUUUCCUGGGUCGAGCCGGUCUUGUCGCAUGGCGCCGAUCCCGCGGCGGCGUGGGCGCGAUGGGCAAGGCUUUCUACAAGGGCGGCUUCGAGCCCCGGAUGAACAAGCGCGAGGCCUGCCUCAUCCUCUCCCUCCAGGAAAGCGGUGUCACCCGUGACAAGAUUCGCAAGGCGCAUCGCACGCUCAUGCUCCUCAACCACCCCGAUCGCGGCGGUAGUCCGUACCUUGCGACCAAGGUCAACGAGGCCAAGGAGUUGCUCGAGAAAACGACAUCUUGA
This is a messenger RNA of Colletotrichum graminicola M1.001, 321 nucleotides long. Its product is annotated as DnaJ domain-containing protein. Gene Ontology annotation, biological process: protein import into mitochondrial matrix. Lineage: Eukaryota; Fungi; Ascomycota; Sordariomycetes; Glomerellales; Glomerellaceae. The record is from RefSeq and is a predicted model, not a curated record. Gene Ontology annotation, cellular component: PAM complex, Tim23 associated import motor. The transcript is spliced from 3 exons. Bases 1 to 321 code for a protein of 106 amino acids. Gene Ontology annotation, molecular function: ATPase activator activity.